AUGCCGCCCGCCAAGCCCAAAGGAGAUAAAAAACUCGAGCCAAAGGCUCAGAAGACUCCGGUCAACCAUCGUCGUACUAGUCUUCCAACUCGGGAGGACAGUGUCGGCGAGGAGAGUUUUGAUGAGAGCAAUCAUUCUGGCGAUGAUGAUGAUGACGGAGAAAGCUUCUCAGGCUCCUCUUCUUCGUCGGAAGUGCACUCCAAAUCAGAUACCACCGCCACUACCAAGUUCAAACGCUCCAUUGUAUCACAACGUCGAUAUAUCCCUGACUUUGACAGUCUCCCAAACACCGGCGUUUGGAUCUCUCCUGCUCCUAGCAGCCAUACUGAAUUUAAACAGGUCGUUGUUCGCACCACAAAGUGCGAUAUCUGCAAUCAAAAGGUAGAAGCACAUGACAAAGAAGGAGACGGUAAAGUUAUGCAACGAUGCCGUUGUUGCAACAUUCAAUUUUGCCAGGAUUGUGUGCUUAGGGUGUCCGACGAUAAGAUACACUUUCCUGUCCUUGCAGAGUUGGAAUGGGAGGCAAAGACAAAGGUUAAUGCCACAACUCGGGGCGCAAAUGGUUUCCGUGAUCACAUGUUUCACAAGCCACGAUCUGAGCCAAAGCCAGUCAGACCCAUGACAGCCUCAGAGAGACUGGCUAUCUCGAGGGCUAUCGCUUCAGGCAAAUUCAGCAACAUGGUUGUUAACACCCCGACCCCCUUACGUCCAUCGCGAGCCAAGACAACCAAGGCUGCUGGAAAGAAGACCAAGAAGCGUCAACUUCCUCCCGGUUACGCUGAAGAGGAAGGUGAUACUCACUAUGAGUUGGACUGGGAUUGGAUCCAGAAGCUUCCCAUUGAGGAACAGCGUAAGGAGAGAAAGGAAGCCGCUCAGCGCAAUCUUUUGAGGAAACCAACUCUCGAGACAAUGGAGGAUCCUGGCACUGACGAAGCUGAGAUUGAUCCACCUCAAAAAACCCGAACUCCACUCCCGAAUGUACCAAAGCGUCGUAAGGUUGCAACUCGCCGUCGCAACGGCAAAUCCACCACCACAGCCGCCCCCACUAGUGAUGUCGAAACUCCCCGCACCCAACCACCACGCAACAAUCUUGAUAGCCUAUCUCAGGCCGUUCCAGUUACCAGAGAGAACCGUCAGGAUAUAAGCGAGCGAUCUGAUGAAGAUGAGCGUGGCGUAACACCCAGUCAUGAUGACUUCGACAACGAAGAUUGUAUCCGAGUUGAAGCUAAUGAUGCCGAGGAGGACGACUAUGAGCCUGACGACAACUGA
Botrytis byssoidea is the source of this 1269-nucleotide messenger RNA. RefSeq lists its product as uncharacterized. The coding region runs from base 1 to 1269 and encodes 422 amino acids. The transcript has a single exon. The record is from RefSeq and is a predicted model, not a curated record. NCBI's taxonomy places the organism in Eukaryota, Fungi, Ascomycota, Leotiomycetes, Helotiales, Sclerotiniaceae.